AUGAAGAGUUUCAGUUCCAUUGCAGCCAAGUCUAACUGUAUCCAGCUUCAUCGUUUUGUUCGGCUGGGGGACAAGGCAGACAGUCAAGUUUACACAUUUAUUGUACCAUCUCAGUUGACGCGCGGCUUCAUUAACACUGCCCAAUCCAAGGAGUUUCCCUAUGGAGGACAGAGCUGGCAGCUGCAAUUGUCCUUGCAGCAUGAUGAUGUUCCGACAAAAGGUACUGACGACAACGUGGUAAAUGGAUGCGAGUCCCCACGACCCAUUGGACAGAAGAUGUAUCUUAAUGUCGGCCUCACUUUGUGUGGUGGUCUAGCCGGCAUGUACUGCAAGCUUGAAAUGAUUCGUUACACCAUUUUAAAUCGUGAGUCAAUUCACUACAACAAAACUCAUGAGGAAAGGCAUGUAGCAUUUACAGCUGAAGAUCCAACGCGUUGGAAACAUAACUGGAUCGGAACCGACCGCCUUGCAGCUGAACGCUUCUACUUCGACGACUGGACAUGGCUGAUCGAAGUGGAGCUUCAGGGUGCAAGCACAGCUUAUGAAGAGCUUUUUACCUUACCCAAAAAUGGACAAAAGGAUGGUGCCAGUGGACUUCGGUUGGAGUCUGCUAGCUUCACCUAUGCUGGCUCAGACUGGAAUGUGAGUUUGAACUGGCCCCCGGUGGACAACAAGAAGCACAGUAUUGUAGCUUUCAUGCGUCAGGCAAGAGGUACUAGUGAGUCUAGUGGCAAUUCUGUUUGUCCAAGAGUGAAACUUCAGCGCCAUAGUCGAACUAAUCACUGGUGCCGGGUUCGAUACAAAGCGACACUCAUUUGGGGCUCUGUGGGAGAAUCAAGCUUUGGGCCAGUGGAUCACCUCAUAACCGCUGACAACGGGGCAACAACUGCUGGUUGUGAAAUCGGUGACCCCAAGUGGUUUGCCACAGGUCCACUGCCGGCAAAACAGCGCAUCAAAAUAAUUAUUGAAAUGUUAGCGGCUGCUCCAGUCUCUCGAAUUGAUCUUAUUCCUAUUGCACCUCAAGGUGGCAAGAAUUUUGCUCGUUGCAAAGACCCUGAUGGCCAUGAAUGGAUGGUUUUGAGUGACAUCCUCGGCACUCUGGUACGUCUCCGAUUUUUCCCAGUGGUAGAAGUUCAUCACUACGAAAGCCACCCGGGGGGUAGUGGUGGCAGCAUUUGUGGUGGGUCUCUGAAAGAUGGCUCCUCCUCGCAACUUCCUGAUCGGCCCUGUGAGUUGCGAUGCGUAGCUUGGAAUGUACACCUUAUCCCCCACGAUACAUCACGAGGCGUGGUGAAGGCUCUGAAUUCGCCAUACGUCAGCUAUGUGCCCACCUUUCGCUGCUAUGUGGGCAGUUCCAACCCUGGACGAAGGGCUUCGGAGGACCUCUCAGCAGACAGCCAACAGAUGAUGAUUCACCCUGACGAGGUGACUGAAGUCGCCUUGGAUCUUCCUGUUGAAAAGGUAUACAACGUUAUUAUUCACAUGAAAGAGCAGCAGCAGCCACCCUACCAGCCUCCUCGUGGGCGCCAGUGGCUCCACGCAUUACCACAAUGCCUUGAGGCAAUGGUGCCUCCCGUCGUUUGCAUCGGUGCAACCGACGAGCACUCCUUUGUGUCUGAUCCUCACGAAGCCGAUUGCGCCCAUCACCAUCGGAUUGGCAGUGUGACGUCCACCAUCCACAUGGCUGGGCGAGUUAUUGACAAGUCGUCGGGGUACAUUCGACCAAAUGACAAUGCAAUGACAAUCCGAAUAGAGUGGCUACAAUCCCAACGACUCUAUCAGAGUAACUACAAUGUGUACGACGACCUUGUUCAGACUCAGAAGAAGCAGUUGGCACGGGAAUUGAGAGCACUGCAACUGGAAAACUACGCGCUAGAAAAACAACUCUAUAUGAGCAAUGCACCCAGUUCCGUGGAAUUGAAUGUACCAGAGAAACGUGGUUCUACACUUUCUCAGUCUAUGAAACACCUCAAUCACUCCUCGCCGCCCUCCUCACCUGAACUCGCUCUUGCCCAGAAAAAGACGGUGUCAAAACAAUUCUCUGUAGCCGUGGGUCGUCGACUACCCAAUGCCUCUCACCUUACCUCCCCUCCAAAGGGCAGCUUUCUCUCCGCCAACACAAAUCUGAAUGUUCGACGCCACAGCUCUUCUCUCGGAGGGGUGGUAGAAUCUCAGGGACGUCCGCGACGGUCGCUUCCCAGUCCUGGUAUCCCUAGCAGCAGUGGUGGGGGAAGCGGUGGUGGUGGGGGUGGUGGAGUAAGCUGGAAGCACCAAAAGCGUUGUAUCGGAGGCGAUGAAGAUCUAUCAGAGGGUUACAAGAGCAGGGACGACAGUCCGGUGCAGCAUCCGCCACAGGUGGGAAUAAACAAAGGCAGCUCGGGCAGCAUGACCAGUAUGAGCACGCUUUCACUGGGUCAGCAGGGCGGCCGGCUCUCUACUAACCAGCGACAGCAAUUGCGGCCACACACAGCCACCUCGGCCUCUUCUCUCGUCUACUCUCAAGGUCACAAUGGUCACAACUCCCUCACUCCAACAUUGGUUUUCAGUCUCUCUUCAGAGGACAGUGCCUCUGGUGGUGUUGGCGGUGAUGCCAGUGGCAACGAGGCAAUGUGA
Messenger RNA from Hydatigera taeniaeformis, 2613 nucleotides. The record is from the annotation of a GenBank genome assembly. Lineage: Eukaryota; Metazoa; Platyhelminthes; Cestoda; Cyclophyllidea; Taeniidae.